Messenger RNA from Diversispora eburnea, 148 nucleotides. NCBI's taxonomy places the organism in Eukaryota, Fungi, Glomeromycota, Glomeromycetes, Diversisporales, Diversisporaceae. The record is from the annotation of a GenBank genome assembly.
AUGGUUCCUUUAACUAUCAACCCUUCACCUUUAUUUCAAAUUCGAUUAGAAGAAGAUACUCUUACUAUGCGUGGUACUAAUUCGGAAUCUAUAGGAUGUGUUCUUCGUGGUCAACUUGUUUUGUCUAUCACUGAACCUACUAAAAUUC